Apodemus sylvaticus (European woodmouse) is the source of this 2709-nucleotide messenger RNA. RefSeq names its product small nuclear RNA activating complex polypeptide 3 (gene Snapc3). The transcript is spliced from 11 exons. Gene Ontology annotation, biological process: snRNA transcription by RNA polymerase II; snRNA transcription by RNA polymerase III. The record is from RefSeq and is a predicted model, not a curated record. Gene Ontology annotation, molecular function: RNA polymerase III type 3 promoter sequence-specific DNA binding; bent DNA binding; RNA polymerase II cis-regulatory region sequence-specific DNA binding. Bases 45 to 1268 code for a protein of 407 amino acids. Gene Ontology annotation, cellular component: snRNA-activating protein complex. Lineage: Eukaryota; Metazoa; Chordata; Mammalia; Rodentia; Muridae.
CGACGCCUGCUUGCCAGCUUUUGCCGGAAGGGAUCGUGGCUGACAUGGCGGAGGUCCUGCAGGGUGGCGGUGCGGGUGGCCCAAAGCACCCAGUCCCCAGUGCGAGUCACAGCAGCUUUCCAGAGUACGAGCUUCCAGAGUUGCACACGCGCGUGUUCCACGUGGGCGCCUUUGGGGAGCUGUGGCGCGGCCGGCUAGGGGCCCGGGAUUUGUCGCUGAGCGAACCUCAGGCAGCCGCGCAGCCGACGGACGGAGGGGCAUCCAACGACGGCUUUGAGGAUGCUGCAGUAGCCGGCGAUCUGGGCUGCAGUCUAGAGGCGGCGGCAGAGCUGAGGGUUGUGUGCGGCCUUGAUAAACUGAGAUGCCUCGGUGAAGAUGAAGACCCAGAAGUCAUCCCAGAGAACACUGACUUAGUGACUUUAUGUGCAAGGAAGGGGAUCUUGGACUAUCGGGAAGAAAACAUCACAAUAGAUCGCGCCUGUAGACAAGAGACAUUUGCUUAUGAAAUGGAAUCUCAUGCACUAGGGAAAAAACCUGAAAAUCCAGAAGACAUGAUUGAAGAAGGAGAGUUUAUCCUAUCUGUGAACAUCUUAUAUCCUGUUAUAUUUAAUAAGCACAAAGAGCACAAACCAUACCAGACCAUGUUGGUACUGGGCAGUCAGAAGCUCACACAACUGAGAGAUGCAAUUUGCUGUGUCAGUGACCUCCAGAUUGGUGGAGAAUUCAGCAGCGCUCCAGACCAAGCCCCUGAGCACAUCAGCAAAGACCUAUACAAGUCCGCUUUUUUUUAUUUUGAAGGAACAUUUUAUAAUGACAGAAGAUACCCUGAAUGCAGAGACCUGAGCAGAACUAUUAUAGAGUGGUCAGAGUCCCAUGAUCGAGGAUAUGGAAAAUUUCAGACCGCUAGAAUGGAAGAUUUCACAUUUAAUGACUUGCACAUUAAACUUGGCUUUCCUUACUUAUAUUGUCACCAGGGAGACUGUGAGCAUGUUGUUGUCAUCACAGACAUAAGGCUUGUACAUCAUGACGACUGCUUGGACAGAACACUUUAUCCCCUUCUUACCAAGAAGCAUUGGCUAUGGACCAGAAAAUGUUUUGUCUGUAAGAUGUAUACAGCUAGAUGGGUGACGAACAAUGACACCUUUGCACCAGAGGAUCCAUGUUUCUUUUGUGAUGUUUGCUUCAGAAUGCUCCACUAUGAUUCCGAAGGCAACAAACUAGGGGAAUUCCUCGCUUAUCCUUAUGUUGACCCAGGAACCUUUAAUUAGUAACACUAAUAUAUACAUUUUUUCCUACUACAGUUUAGUUAAUACAUUAUUUAUUACAAGGGGUUGUUAUGGCUUUUUACUUAAGUUGUUUAUAUUAUGGAGAUGUAGAAAUGCUUUUUUGUAUUUUGAAUAUAUAAACCUUGUCAGAAACACAACUUCUGAUUCUUUUCUCCGAGUCCUAUGCAUUCUGUACCCUGAAUGGAUUUUGCUAAUGGUAGCAUGCAGUUAAUAAUGCAUCACGUAUGGUAGUCUUUUAAAAGAAAUCUUUGAAGGAUGUGAGAGCUACAGCUUCUACUGUGAAGCUUCCAAGGUAAAGACCCUUCAAAUAUCUGUAGUAAGAAGAAAUUAAAAACAAAUUAUUUGGUAAGCAACACAAAAUCACGAGUAGUUACAAUUUAACAUUGGGCUCUUAUAUUUUGAAAGCAGACAUUAGGCACAUGAUAUGACAAUGAAUCUAAGUCACACUCACAGUAUUGGUGAGGGCGUGUUCCUUGACAGUCACAGAGAUAGAUGGACUGAGUUCAGAAUAUCAGUUAAGGCACAGCUGGAGAAAACACUGGCGGACUCCACGUCGCCACGGACAUACCAUGAAGCAUGGCUCACUUUCACAAGACUACUACUGUUGGUCAGGGAACAAUUGCUAAGAAGAAAAGCUCUUUCCUGGCUCAGCUCUUCCCACUCGUCUGCCCCCGUAUUAUAGCAAAGGCUUCUCAUUCUGAGCUAUAGAAACAGAACACUUCUAAACAAAUCUAUCAAAAUAUUUUGUGGAAACUUUUGGGGUAGAAAAUUAUAUGACUUUGAACUAUUACUUUCUCUGUCCUAGGUUUAAAUUAAAUUCAGCCGAAUCCUACAUUUCUCUGGAUGGCUAAGAACAAUUUAUCAUAUAAAUAAACCAAUGAAGCCUAAACAUCUGUUUAAAAGAUUUUGAAGUUUAAAAGAAGGUGAAGCACGUUUCAUGGAUGUAAAUGUUACAAAUCCAAUUAUGGCGACUGACAUGGAGCUGACAAGCGCCUGCUUGUGGGUCUCAAGCUACAAUUUUGCUAUUUGCAUAUUCUCUGACCAGUGGAAUAAAACUCGUUCAUUGAAGCCCUUGCUCUACAUACAGGAUGGCAGACCUGUCUUCACCUGGCAUCUUUACUCAGGUUUGUGUAAAGGCCCCCAGGCUCAUACCUGUGAGUGCUCAGUCAUCAAGGAGUGCAACUACCUGAGAAGAACUAGAAGCUGGGGCCUCCUUGGAAGUGCAUCCCUGAGGGGUGGACUUCGGGAUUCCAAAAGCCCACAGGAGGGCCUGUGUCUCUCUGCCUGCCUGCACAUCUGGACACAGAACUCUUGCUAAUUCUCCAGCACCAUGUUUCCCCCAUAAUGAUAAUGGGCUAAGCCUUUGAAACUGUAAGCAAGCGACUAUUAAAUGUUUUUGUUUUGUUUUGUUUUUUGAAAUUAA